AUGAUGAUGAAAUUAUGCCACUCGUGGAGUUGUGCCAUGGGACUCUUUAUUUAUGUAUGAAGUUGUAGCCGGAGCAGGAACAGGAAGUUAGAAUGUGCGGUUGUGAGAUCGUCAUAUGAAGUAAAACUGAAGAUGAGGCUGGUUUCCUGGUAACAACGAAGAGGCAAGUUUUCUCUUCGAUCGCAAUAAGUUCGCGCUGUCAUUCGAACUUCGACUGCGAAGGGAAGCGGUAAAGUCGCGGCACGGAAGGGGAACAAAAACAAAUAACAUGGCGCAACUGCAAAGAGCCGCUUCUAGCGGUCGCGGUUGGCCGCGAGGGUUCAGCGCAAGAAUGCUUUUUUCUUGCGUGGUAAAGUGGUCCUUUUGCGGAUCAAGUCUCACCAAAAGUAAUUCUCUGGUUGUCUCGACCACCGCUGCUGUUCUCGAGCUAACGUCCGCUGAUUUCGAUGACACGCUCGAGUCCAGCACUCUUACCUUCGUAAAGUUCUACGCUCCUUGGUGUGGGCACUGUAAAAAGCUGAUUCCGGACUGGGACAAGCUUGCGACCGAGGUAGUUUCCUGGGGCGAAGAAACGGGCGAGGAAGGUAGCAUCAAAAUUGCCAAAGCUGACGCCACGGUGGAGAAGGACCUGGCGGGAAAGUUUGCGGUGACCGGGUUUCCCACAUUGCUCCUUUUCUACCGAAACCAGAACUACUACGUGCGGUACAACGGAAAACGGGACGCGGCUUCCUUCAAAAAAUACGUGACCGGGAAGUACGAAAAUGAGAAACCGUUUUUCCAGCAAUUUGACGCCGCCGAGGUGUCCGCAUCCGCGGUGGUCGAGAAACUGAUGAAGAAACCCUUCGUGGUUCUGCACGUAGGUAUAUGCAUUGCAAAUAUGUCUGGGUCUGGAGGAAUGCGAACUUGUCAUGCUAAAUCCGAAUCAUGCAAAAAUCUGGGUUGCGUGAGUGCCAAAAGUUGUCCACUUUCAACCAAGUUGGGAGGGAGUUUCUCAUGCAGGAGAGGCAUGACAGAGACCUCACAGACUCUGCCAUGCUAGGUUCGGCAUUCCAGACCUCAUGGGUCAUGGAAAACCUGCAUUACAAGUUCCAACCUUCCAGACCCAGACAUAUUUGCAAUGCAUAAGGCACCGAGAUCGAGCCGGAUGUGGCCGGCGAUGCAGGGAUUCAGGAGCUGGCCGGCGCGGGGUUUGUGUUGAACCCACGACCGGUUGCGAAUGCGAAGGACCAAGACUUUCCGGUUGUGUAUGUGGAAAAGGAUUCGCAGCUGCUGAAGUCGCUGGUAAAGCAGAUAAAGAAAAAGCCGGAUUGGAAAAAGUGGGACGACUUUGCGCUGAAAUUGGCGAAGGGAAAAGUCGGGACGUAUCUGCUCCGGAACGGUACAAUUUGAUCUAUCAGGGUGCCAUUGCCUCCUCCAUAUUUAUACUAGUAAUGACGCCAGCACCUACUUGAUCGCCCGUGUUCAUUUUGUACUUCAACUACUUCUGUUGUGCAACAUUGUUCGCCUGCUUUUUGUUUCUGACUAUUUUCGUAUAUAGCAAGAACAUGAUCAAGAUCAACGUAGACGUACCUUUGCACUGCGGUGAUAUCCGAAAAAGCGGGAUAUUUUAAACGUACAGAUGUAAUUCUUGAUUCUGGCGUCGUGUACCGCGACACUACAAGUCCUGAGAUCGCGGAAGAAGGAACAAGCGGUAAAAACCUUCUCUCCUGGAUCAAGGUCAACCAGGCCGGAAAGUACCUGAUUACGGCCGCGCAGGAGAACGAGUCGCUCUUCCUGCACGACACUGCGCCCGGGAAGGCGCUCGCCGUUGUGUACGGCGACGCAGCGUCCGAUGUGCACCUUUUCGAGCAAGCUUACCGCGCGGCGCAGGACUGGACUUUGGAAAAGGACAAAGCAAAGAACACGUCUGAAGACACUGCCCAAAGACAACUAAAGUGGGUGGCGGCAAAAACCGGCACAUGGGGGGACGACUUUGUGAAGCACAUUUCGAGUGAUACCCAGGCGCCAGCGUUUUUUAUCUGGGAAUUCGGUGAGACCGAAGACGAAGAUAAGGUGUUUACGUAUAAGUGUGUAAACUGCUUGCAGCUCGUUAGCGUUCUUAGGCUGAUCAGAAUUCUUUCCAACAUGUUGCAAGUAAAGGUUGCGGGUAAAAAGAUAAACCUCGUGUAGUACUAACUACCCCUCCCCUACCCCCACCCAGGUGUACCAUUUUGGCAAGGCAAACGACCCGUCCACGAAAGGCGGCAAGAAACCCCCGAACCUGAAGAAGAUCACGAAGAGCGAGAUUCAGGAGUUCGCGAAGGCCUGGGGGAGCAAGACACUAAAAGCCGAGAAGGACGUGGUGGUCACGCUGACGGGGUCCAACUGGGAAGCUAUCGUGGAGAACCGGCAGCAGGCCCUCCUGGUCGAGUUUUACGCGCCCUGGUGCGGACACUGCAAAGCCCUGGCGCCGGUGUGGAAGAAGGUGGCGAAGCACUUCGAGAAGAACGAGAGCGUCCUGAUCGCCAAGAUGGACGCGACGCAAACGGACGCACGGAAGGUAUCAACUGCAAAAAUGUCUGGGUCUGGAAGAAUGCGAAAUCUGUCAUGCAGAUUUUGCAUGACCCAAAUCGUCUGGAAUACAAGCUCUAGCAUCACAGAUUUUGAGCAGAUAUCCCAAUGCCUAAUCCGCAUGACAAAUCCCGGCUCUCGGAAACAAGAAGUGGGGCCUUUUGCUAGCCAUGCAUGACAGAUUUUCUCAUGAUGUAGACUUCGCAUCACAAAUUCGAAUUCUUCCAGACCCAGACAUUUUUACAGUUGAUAGAAGGUGAUGCCGAGCAUAAGUGGGUACCCGACCAUCUACUGGUACCCGGCGGAUAAAGCGAAGGAUAUCGAUAUCAUUUGUAAAAACGUCCCCACCCCAGAGUUGUAAUGCAAAUCUGCACGCUGAGCAUGUUUCUCAUGCGGAGACCCAUGAGAAGCAGUCUCUAGUCGUGUUUUUGGAUUUGUGAUGCUAGAAUCAGCAUGAUGUGCUAGAUCUGUGAUGCUGCUAAACAAGCUAAACAGGAUUACACUGCGAGGCCAAAUUUGUCAUGCGCAACAGCAAAAACUGAUAGAUUUGUCUAGCAGAUUUCCCAGCUUAACUCUGGUGUGGGGACGUUUUUACUCAGGAUAAUCGAGAAGUUCGAGGGGGGCCGGAAACAGGACGAGUUCGUCAAGUUUGUAGAGAAGAAAUUGCAGAACGAAAAAGUUGUAGAGAGCAGUACAAAGACAACGAAAGGGAACAUCAAAAGUAAAACAAAAGCAGCGAAGAUGAAAAUCGACGCCGAAGCGGAGACCACCGCAGAAGAUGACGAUGACUUAGACGACCUAGACACCGACGAUAGUGGCGACGACGAACAGGCUCUGCACAAGAAAAUGGCGGGAACCAAGAAAACUUCGAAUUCCGAAAAAAACCUCGACAAGAAAAAAGCCGCAGAGAUGAAAAAGAAAGUGGCCUCUGCUAGUACUCCUUCUGCGCCGGCCGUCGCCCCCGCUGUUGAUUCGACAACUGGGUUGAUUCACCCGUGUCCCGAUAAUGCCGACUUGAACACGUGCCAGACCUGGUGCGAGGGAGUUAUGGGCAAGGGCAACUUCCAAAUGUCGCGUGGCGGCGCGGCGUGCACGGAUACGCCCGAGCCACCGGAGGUUGGGCCUAGUUGUAUGUGCUACGACAAAGCCAUGCGCAGACCGAUGGCGCAGUGCGUAUCCAAGUGCACAAAGGAGAUACCCGGGAAAGAUAAACCAGAAAGAAGUACUAGUACCAGCACAAGUACCACUUCUACCGCGACAUCUUCUACUUCGGGAAAGACGAAAAAACCUACAGCAAUAGCGUCGAAAGCUGGAAAAGAAGGCAAGAAAAAGAAGAAGAAAGAGCCCGCCGUGUUGGCCGACGACCAAGCGGGGCUGGACCACGUUUUAGACGCGCUGAAAAAUCCGCCGACCAAGCAGAAAGACCCAAAGGCGAAGGAGACGGACACCUUGGGAACGAACAAGGUAAUUCUCCACGAUAGCGGCAGCGCUGCAGAUGAUAGUACUGAUGCAGCAGAAACGGACUCAACAUCUACCACCAGCAAGAACCGGCGCUGGCUCUUGUAUGACACGAAGUAUGGCGAGGGGUUUAACCUCCAGCGGGAAGUGUUUCCCCGCGUCGCGCACGCGGUGGCGAUGCUAAACUUUCGUAUCGAAGACCGGUGCGGGGAGUCGGGUUCCCUCGGGAAGACCCCGGAUUGCGUCCUGUGGGGGAUUGUGCUGCCCCCCUGGUGCCGGCUGGCGCACUGGCGGAACUACGACUUGCCCAACCGCCUGCAGAAACUACCCUGGGGCGAACUGUUCGACAUUGACAUGUUGAAGCAGCUGCCAUUCUCCGUGAUCGAGUAUCACGAGCUGUCCCAGCAAGCGCUGAACAAUUCCAACAAAAUCGACCGCGUCAUUUUCUACGACGUUGAGCAAAGGUACGGGAUGAUUUCACCCGGGAAAAACCCCGGGGACGACUUUGUCGGGUGGUCGCAGAACGACUACACCGAUUGUGACAAGGCAAAGGGCGGUAUGAUCCGAGUGCACAGGAAGAUCUUCCCCUCCGUCGUCAACUCGAGAAAAAUCGUGAAGAGGCACGAACAUAGUCGACGUGCCUAGUACACUUGAUGUGCUGCUCAAGGAGCUCAGGAGUGCUGUGGCCAUGUUUGUUGCAUGAGGCGCCCGGCGCCAGAGCUGCAGGUGGAUGGCGCUUCUACAAUCUAUCCGUGCGUCUGUGCUCUUCGUUUCUUUUCAUGCGAGAGCAGAUUUAUUGUAUCACUCUUGGCUUUCUAUCUUGUCCUUGUUUCGCUUGCUUUGCAUUUCCUGUAAAAAUUAUCGUGAAGAAGGGCGAGGGAGUAGGUGUUCUACUACUUCUCUCUGAUAACCGGAGUUGUGCAAGACGUGGAAAAUAGUGAGGAGAAAGACGAAAAACGGGUCGUCUAUGCGGGGUAUUGCGACAAGGGGGUCGUGACGACGAAUGUGAAGUGUGGGAUCAUCAAAACGCCGUUCGCGCAGGGCAUUGUCGACAUGCUCGACGAUGGCAACAAGGACGUUUCGACCGUGCUGAUCAAACACUACGACUACUUGGCGAUUCCGGACAUCUCCGCCUUGGACGGCAUUGGCUUACGGGAGUCGGUCCAUUUUCACAAAGAUCUGCGAACCAUCGGGGAGGAGUUUAUGCGGGAAAAGUUUGGAGGUAUAGAGACAUGCGACUUCAUGAUCAUGUUCAUGUUCAUGUGAUGAGCUGAUCAUGCUGUUAUCUUUUUCUUUGGUGCACGAAGAAAUAUUGAUGCAACAACAGCUGUACUUCAAAAAUCUACGACACUAGUACAGGUACCAAGUUUAUUGCCGCGCAUUGUCGUCGGUCAGAUUUCGUCAAGUCCCGGGCCUCGACCACAGCUGACUGGGAUUCGAUCGUGACGCAGCUGAAGGCGCUGCAGAAGGAGACGAAGUUGCAGAAGAUCUUCAUCGCGACCGACGCCACCAAGGCGGAGAAGGAGGAGGCCAUGCUGCUCUUCAACGGUGAGGACGUGUUAGACAAACUGGACGAAGAGGAUAGCGACGCGGACGCCGGUGGAACAAAAACAAGCAAAAAAACCAAGAAAACCGCGUCCGAUCUGGUGUUUUUCGACUACCAGGAAACCUCGGACGCGCACCGGGAAACGCUGCAGCACCCGGGCAAGCAGAGCAUCGUCGAGAUGUGGAUUGCGAGCCGGGUAUCAAAUGGAAAAAUCCCCCCACCCCAUAUCGACACCGAAAUUUCUGAUGCGGUAUUUGAGUAAGUACACAAAUCGACUCGUAAUGCUAGAAGGCCAAGAGCCGCAGUCGUGGCCUCGUUUGCAGGAAAUUUGUCAUGCUGUUUCCCACUUCCAGUUGCUUUCUGUCAUGCUGAAGAUGCAAGGCUUCCCCACGCCACCCAGCACUACAGUCCGCAUCUUUUCCCUUCUAGCAUCACAAAGCUGAUUUGCGACUGCAAAUCAGCAUCACAGAUUUCCGUUUUGAUAUGGCGCGGGGGGAUUUUUCUUCUUGAUACCGGGCGGACUUUUUCAUCGGCACGCAGGAAUCGCGUUUCAGCAUGGCGAUCCAGCUGGAGAGGAGCUUCCUCGAAAAGCCCUACAAGAAAUCCAACCGGCAAUUUGCCAAGCAGGCUGGGGAAAAGCAGCCCAUGGCCUCUGCGAGAAGAGACAUGGCCUUGAAUGUGUGGCGGACGCCGAAGGAAAGAGAAGAACUGUGAACUGUGAAUAUGAAGAACGGGAUCUAGUAUGAUCUUCAUCAUACUCAGGAUCUUCACUGUAGUCGUCCCUCUACUGUUCACAGUCGUCCCUCUACUUUUGAAAUGUAUGCGGAAGAGACCGAUCAUGAAUGUCAAAAAGCCAUCAAAAACUGUUUGAACAUUUAUCCAUUCAAAAAGCAAACGCAUAACUCGUGAAAGAGAAGAAUGAAUCGGAGCUGCGUACUUGUAAGUGCUAUGCAAAGACUCUCGCUUUUCAUCCGAAUGAUAUACAAAAGACGUAUUCAGA
Messenger RNA from Amoebophrya sp. A120, 6554 nucleotides. NCBI's taxonomy places the organism in Eukaryota, Dinophyceae, Syndiniales, Amoebophryaceae. The record is from the annotation of a GenBank genome assembly.